CCCGAAGCGGCUGAUUCAAUAAUAUAUACUAAUGAGCCAUCUGUAGGAUAACUCAAUCCUACAGUCAACACAUAUAUGCCUGAUUCUUACCUCAAUGUAAAAAUCUGGGACAUCUCGAGUCCAAAUUAACUUUGGAGGAACCAUGGACUUAUUGCGAGUAUAUGAAGUUUGACGCAGGCUUACAGGACUGGAAAGAAACGAAUCAAGUGAAGGUGGAAACGAUAUUUGAAGAAUUAUUUCAUACAAUUUGUUCGGCUUCCAAAUAUAUAUCAUGCACUGGAUCCACUUUAUAUAUUUAAAUGGAUGACCUCGGUGUUUCAUAAGCGUCAGAGCAGAAUAAUGAAGGUCAGAUUUAUGAGAUUACAAAGUUUCUCUCAGAUCAAUAUCAAAACAGUCUCCAUACGACACUAAUAGCUGUUUGUAUGAAUGAGUCUUAAAAAUCUAUUCAUAUGCAUUAAAGCCACGUUCGAGAAACAGUACAAAUCACUGAAGGAAUUCGAUACCAGUUACAAUGCGUUUACAUGCUCGAAAAAUUAAAUGAAAUAGUACACAAUAAUGGUUAGUCGAGUACAUAUAAAGAAUUGUCCAGAUAAGGAAAAUUGCUGCCAUUCCCUGAAGGUCAUGGACUGUGUUAUCAAUAUUGAAAAAUCAUUAAAUCGUGAACUGAUUUUAAACGGUCCCAAUUUCUUAGCUGGAUUAUUUCGUAUUACUCCUCGUAUACAGCCAGAAAUUUUACAAGCUGAGGAACGACCGAAACCAUCAUUUACUCAGCCAAAACAUAGUAGAUCUCAUGUGAACUUGUGUUCUCGAAUUUUAUCAGAAUCUAAUUGCUUACAUUCUCAGGAAUCCUUACAACUUUCUUCAAUUGAGGUGUUAAAUGUGCGUAGUGAAAAUAAUAAAAAAUGUAUUAAUGCACCAAUCAAUGAUGGAACUUUACCAAAUGCUGAGACAAUCAAAUCGGAAUUUCAUCAACAUGCAUGUAAAUCAACGCCUAAUCCUCCAGAUGAUGAGAAUAAUAGUGUUACUACCAGUCUUCAAAUUAUAAUAUCAGAGUCUAUGAAUGAAGAAGUUAAUAAUGAAUCGGCAUCAAUUGCCAAGAAACACAGACAAGAAUUGUUAAUUGCAUAUGAGAAAGCAAUACAACCAAUAAUUUCAAUUGAUCUAUUACCAGAAUAUGAAAUCAAACUUUUAUCACUAUUCCAAUAAAACUAUUUUACUACAUGUUUUUAUAUAUUUUUCUUAGUAAUUCAUAUAGAACAUACUAAUUGUAAUCAUAAAGUGUUU
This is a messenger RNA of Schistosoma curassoni, 1284 nucleotides long. Lineage: Eukaryota; Metazoa; Platyhelminthes; Trematoda; Strigeidida; Schistosomatidae. The record is from the annotation of a GenBank genome assembly.